UAUCACAAAGAGUGAUAUGCAUAUCUGUUUUCAGAUAAUGCUGAUCCUGGCACUCCUAAUAUUUGAGACUCUGUCUGAACCCACAGGGGAAGGCUAUGGUGGUGGCUCCGGGGGAGGAUUUGGGGGUGGCUAUGGCGCGGGUGCCGGAGAAGGCUACGGAGGCGGUUCCGGAGGAGGUUACGGGGGUGGCUCCGGCGGAGGUUACGGUGGUGGCUCUGGCGGAGGUUAUGGAGGAGGUGGAGGCUAUGGAAAAGGGGGUUACUCCCAAAGAGAAUCAGUUGGACGACCACAUAUUCAAUACGGUCAGGAAGUUACACGAACAGUGGUUGACGAGCGCCCUAUAUACGUUCAACCAGAAGUGGAGACGGUUUCCGUGGCACAACCCCCGGCCGAGAGGAAAAUAGAAUUUGUUGUUGUUGAAAAACCGAAUUAUCAACCUGCGCCACCACCCAAGCGUGUCUAUCGUCCUGCACCACCACCUAGGCCUGUCUAUAAUUCUGUUACACAAUCGGAGUCUGUUUACCAACCUGCCCCACGCCCUAAACCAGUCGUACGACCUCAUCAAGAUAAGACAAUUGAAGUUGUAGUCGUUGAACAACCAACUCAUCAAUCAGUUCCAGCGCCACAGCCGGUUCAUCAACCAAGACCGAAUUAUCAACCUGUUCAGCAACCCAGGCCUACGUAUCGUCCUCAGAAACAACCCAAACAAGAUGAAACAAUAAUAGUUGUUGUUGAGCCACCUGGGACAGUGUAUCAACCCGCUUUGCAGCCCAAACCUGUUUACCGGCCUCCCUCACAGCCUAGACCAAUUUAUAGGCCUCCCGCCGCACCUCAGCCUGCUUACCAGCCUCAAUCACCACCAAAAUCUAUUUACCGGCCCGCUACACAAACUAAAUCAGAUAAAACUAUAGAAAUAGUUGUAGUUGAACAACCGCAACCACCUAAGCCCGUUUACAGACCUUCUCCACAGCCUGAACCAGUUUACAGACCAUCAACACAGCCUAAGCUGGUUUACCAACCAUCUCCACAAGCUGAACCAGUUUAUAGACCUUCUACACAGCCCCAGCCUGCUUAUAGGCCUGCUCCUCAACCCUCACCCCCUAAAACAAUGGUGGUGGAGCAACCUGCUCAUCAACAUAUUUCACAGACAAAACCUGCUUAUCAGCCUGCUCCACAGAUCGAACAGAAACCUUGCUGUGAACGAUAUCCAGGUAGAUUAUGA
Messenger RNA from Leptinotarsa decemlineata (Colorado potato beetle), 1222 nucleotides. RefSeq lists its product as uncharacterized. NCBI's taxonomy places the organism in Eukaryota, Metazoa, Arthropoda, Insecta, Coleoptera, Chrysomelidae. The record is from RefSeq and is a predicted model, not a curated record.